Messenger RNA from Cokeromyces recurvatus, 1018 nucleotides. RefSeq names its product glucosamine-6-phosphate isomerase. Lineage: Eukaryota; Fungi; Mucoromycota; Mucoromycetes; Mucorales; Mucoraceae. Gene Ontology annotation, biological process: carbohydrate metabolic process; N-acetylglucosamine catabolic process; D-glucosamine catabolic process. The coding region runs from base 25 to 921 and encodes 298 amino acids. Gene Ontology annotation, cellular component: cytoplasm. The record is from RefSeq and is a predicted model, not a curated record. The transcript has 5 exons. Gene Ontology annotation, molecular function: identical protein binding; glucosamine-6-phosphate deaminase activity.
AAAGAAGCAUACGUAUUAUUUAACAUGAGAUUAGUUAUUCGUGAUGAUAAUGAAGAAGUAACACUUUAUGUUGCCAACUAUGUCAAGGAACGCAUCAAGCAAUUUAAUCCAACUGCUGAUCGUCCAUUUGUCCUUGGUCUUCCUACAGGCUCCUCACCUAUGGGUGUCUAUAAGAAUCUUGUUGAAAUGUAUAAACGAAAGGAAAUUAGUUUUGAACAUGUCGUGACCUUUAAUAUGGAUGAAUACGUGGGCUUACCUCGUGAUCACCCUGAAUCCUAUCAUUCAUUUAUGUGGAAACAUCUCUUUAUGCACGUGAACAUCAAACCAGAAAAUGUUCAUAUCUUGGAUGGUAAUGCUCCUGAUCUUGAUGAGGAAUGUAAAAAGUUUGAGGCUGAUAUUGCUCGUGUGGGCGGUAUUGAAUUAUUCUUGGGUGGUAUUGGUCCUGAUGGUCAUAUUGCCUUUAAUGAACCUGGUUCUUCAUUGACUUCUCGUACUCGCGUAAAGACAUUAGCUUAUGAAACGAUCAUAGCUAAUGCUCGUUUCUUUGAUGGUGAUGUUUCAAAGGUUCCUAAACUUGCCUUAACUGUUGGUGUUGCUACUGUUAUGGAUGCUCGCGAAGUACUUGUUAUUAUUACUGGUGCACAUAAGGCUAUUGCAUUAGCUAAUUGUAUUGAAGGUGGUGUUAAUCAUAUGUGGACAGUGUCAGCUAUUCAAAUGCAUCCUAAGGGUUUAAUCGUGUGUGAUGAAGAUGCAACCCUUGAGUUACAUGUUAAGACGGUUAAAUAUUUCAAGUCCAUUGAACAUGUUCAUCAAUCUUUAAUCGGUCCUGAAAAUUUAUCUCUUCAAGGUGGUGUGAAGCAAAUUAAAAAAUAUGUUAAUUCGAGAUCUCAUACACCUUUGAAUGGUCCUUAUGAUGAAUAAGUAGCCUUAGUUCCUUUUACCUCAUUAUUAUAUAUUAUUCCCCUUCUUCUACUCUUUGCUCUUUUUUUCUUUUUACUCUUCUUCUAUGUAUAUUCAU